AUGCAAGACCUCACACUGGAUUCCAGUCUACACAACCAAGGGAUAUUCCCGAUCGAUGUGCCACGCAAGAAGAAGUUAGGGGACGUCACUACAAUCUUCACCACGCGUUCUUUGACGACAAACACGCUUUGUGAAAGAUGCAAAUCCUUGGACAUAUGGGUAUCUCAGUCUCUAAGGACGACGCCGAGUGUUUUCGACACAACCCAUUCCAAUUUCAGCGCUACCAUCACAAAACAAUCCAUAUGCGCCGGCUGCUCCCUCUGUCGUCAA
This is a messenger RNA of Bipolaris zeicola 26-R-13, 270 nucleotides long. RefSeq lists its product as uncharacterized. NCBI's taxonomy places the organism in Eukaryota, Fungi, Ascomycota, Dothideomycetes, Pleosporales, Pleosporaceae. The annotation marks the transcript as partial. The record is from RefSeq and is a predicted model, not a curated record. The transcript has a single exon.